Molecule: messenger RNA, 1078 nt
Organism: Acaulospora colombiana
Lineage: Eukaryota; Fungi; Glomeromycota; Glomeromycetes; Diversisporales; Acaulosporaceae
Source: the annotation of a GenBank genome assembly
AUGCUUCCAACUAACAAAGAAGAAGAUAACGGCAGUUCAAAUGCUUCAGAGAAUAGUAGUUAUAAAUCAGAUGGUACGAUGUCUCUAACAGAUGUCAUUAAUUCUGAAAUGUUUUUAAGUGCAUUUAUAAAUUCCAGUAACAUUAACUUAUCAUUGAAGAAUCAAGACGUUAAUAAUCCAAAUAUUGAUAGAGAUAUCGAAGCCAUUAUUGAAAAAUAUGGAUUCACAAUGCAGAAUGAUGGUGAAUCGAGUGUGGAUAAAGAAAAAAUUUCGGUUCAAACAACUUUAUCUACAUUCUAUAAUCCCAAAUACCCUAAUCUGAUAGUUCAUUGGCAACGAAAAGUUCCUCCGUUCUUAAACGAGUUUAUUGAGCUAAAAAUAGGAAAAGAAAUAGAAGCCAGUCCCUCUUAUGAAGCUUCAAGUUCAAUAAUGAAGGGCACGGUUCUUUAUAAACGAUUUGCGAACCUUGUUGAGAAUAAUCCAGCAUUCAAGAAAAACGGUGCCAGUUUUGCAGAAAAUUUACGUGAACUUAGUCGACAGAUCUUUGAUGCCGGAACGGCCUUUGAGGCUAUGUAUAGAAAGGGUGAUAUGCUAUUUUGGGUAUUAGAAAUGCAAAUUGAUCGAAUUAUAAAUAAGUUAGACCAAAGUUUACUUGGUCAAAUUUUUUCAAGAGACGAAUCGUCAUAUUUCAGAGAGAGACUUGACGAAAUAAUUAUGGAGAUUCAGUCUUUCGAAAAGAAAUUACAAAUAGUAACGAGAUUAAUCGAAGAUACAGAAGAUAGAAGAGAUGAUACUACGGAACAAGUCUUGAUAGAUGGAAAAAGGGAAGCAGCAAGACUUAUUGGGUCGAAUGAAUUCUUGCAAACCUUUUUCAAUUCUACAAACGAUUAUGAUUAUGAAGAAGCUAAGGAACUUUCAGAGCAGUCUAGAGAAUUGUUGAAGUUGUCAAAUAAGACAGCUAAAGGUUUACGUGAAAUAAGUGUAUUAUUGGUGAAUUAUAAGUAUUAUUUAAUGGGCAAGGUAAAUAGCGAAACUCCGAUUACCAAUGUGGGAAUUGAAAGGCUAAGAAAGCUGUUAG